AUGCUGAUUUUUGCUCUUUCUCCUCAAAUCAGGUUCAAAGCGGACUUGGCGUUGAAACAUCGCAAGGCGGCCGCCGCGAAGAAAAAGGAAGCGGAGAAGCGCGAGAUCGAAGCCUCCAGUCGCAAGAAUCUCGCUGGUGUCAGAGUCGUUCAGAAGAACCUGGUCUACGUGAUCGGGCUGAAUCCGACGAUACGUGACGAAAACCAGCUGCUACAGACGCUGCGUGGCCCCGAAUAUUUCGGUCAAUAUGGCGAAAUCGAGAAGAUUGUCGUCAGCAAAGCGAAGCCAGGGGGUAAUCCAAACCAGGGUAUCGGGGUCUACGUGACUUUCGCGAGGAAACAGGACGCAGCGACCUGUAUUGCGGCUGUAGAUGGAUCCGUCAACGGUGACCGGGUUCUUAGAGCGCAAUACGGGACGACGAAGUACUGCUCUUCUUUCCUCCGGGGCGAGCAAUGCAACAACAAGAACUGCACGUUCUUGCACGAGACAGGGGAUGAUAACGAGAGCUACAGCCGCCAGGAUCUCUCCUCCAUGAACACUGCCCAGCGCCAUGGCCAUCAAAAUGGUCCAUCCGCCGCGGGUUCUCAGGCUCGACCUUUGCCGCAGCCCGUGCAGUCGUCGCAACCCAUGCGCCGACAAGGGAGCAAGGAUGAGGCUGGCAGUAAGCAAGGAUCGGACGGAUCUGCUCUGCCUUCCUCGGCAAGUUGGGCGAACAAGGAUGUCAAUCGUGCUAGGCGAGCUAGUGUGAGUGGUAGCCGAUCUUCACCCAGCCCCAAGCCGGCAAAUGUCACGGUUGCGGCGAAGAACGAAGAACAAAAGCGCCCAGACAAACCUUCUACUGCGGCACAGGAUUCGUCGCGUCGAUCAACGCCCGCACCAGCGCAGUCUCAACCAGCCGCCUCGCAGCCAUCAUCUCAAACCCAACUGCCUCCACAGCGACCUGAAGAUCUCAUGUUCGAAAGCCUCCUUAAGGCAGUCAACUCCCCCGAGUUCAGGUUCAACUUUUCUACGGAGGGAUUGUCUCCUGAAGAUUUGAAAUUUAUCGAAAAUGCGCCUUCUUUCAUCGACCCUUAUGGAGGAGUCAAGCGUAGAGCGAUGCGCGAGAAAGCCGAACAGGAACGUGCCAAACAGGAAGCUGAGGCGCAGUCGAUGAUGCAAUCCGCUGCGGCGGCCGAGGAGGAGACCAAAGAAGGCGGCAGUUUGCAGCUGGGAGGCGAACCCGAUGAUACCCAUCCUUCGAGAGGCGGCCGUGGUCGGGAAAAUCUUGGGGCUAUCCAGCCACCAUCCCAACAGGGCACUGCGAACAAUUCUGCCGUUGGCUCCCCGGCGUCCCUCAACCAUCAGUUCCAGAAUCUCAGCUUGAACGGUCGAAGUCUGACUCCACACCAGCAACAGCAGCUGAUGCUCCUCAAGUCAGCCAAUGGCCAACAGGCCGGCUUGACGGAGCCUCUGCAGGCUGGUGCCUUCGACCAAGGUCGUCAGGGCUUCCUUCAGAAUUCCAUGCCCCAAGUCAGCGGUGUGCAAGGUCACACUCGCCAGUCUUCCCGGUUCGCGUUCGCCAACGAUUCUAAUGCGAAGAAUAUGGCAAACGCCCGGAUGCUCGGCCAGCAAGCGUCGCUGAUGCAAUCUGGAACCCCCAAUCCUCUGGCUGCGCCUACUCCUCAGCAAGGCCUUGCCAACCAGUUCUACACGAGUAGCGUGCAAGGUCCGCCCCCUGGUUUGAAGACUGCUGGGACUCCUCCCGUCAGCGGUGGUGGAAUGUUCGCCCAGGGUCAUGGUUUCACGACGAACACCAACCUCGGUCUCGGUGCAAAUGUUGGAAAGCAAGAUGUGAACCCGGAGCUUAUGCGUGAGCUGCUGCGCGGCCGCAGCGGCACAGGAGGUGCCGGUGGUGUACAAGGACACGAUGCUGCUAAGCGUGAGUCAAUGUUUCCUUUCCUUCAGCCCCAGCAAACCCCCCCUCCCCUGACUCCCGCUACUGGCCUUCUCAGCAACUUCUAUGGUUCGCAAGGAGGCAAUUAUGCCGAGCCUGGACCACAGAAGCAAAAGAAGAAGGGGAAGAAGCACAGACACGCUAACACUUCCUCCGGUGGAGGCGGUGUAGUAGAUCUUGCGGACCCGAGCAUUUUGCAGGCGAGGAUGCACCAGGUUGGUGCCGGUGCCGCUGGGCAAGCGCUGUAUGGGAGUCAGGGCCAAGGUGGGUACAAUCACUCCAUGAUGUAUGGAGGCGGUUUCAACCGCUGGUGA
Messenger RNA from Rasamsonia emersonii CBS 393.64, 2247 nucleotides. RefSeq names its product CCR4-NOT core complex subunit Not4. The record is from RefSeq and is a predicted model, not a curated record. Gene Ontology annotation, molecular function: ubiquitin-protein transferase activity; metal ion binding; RNA binding. The transcript has 2 exons. Gene Ontology annotation, biological process: protein ubiquitination. Gene Ontology annotation, cellular component: CCR4-NOT complex. Bases 1 to 2247 code for a protein of 748 amino acids. NCBI's taxonomy places the organism in Eukaryota, Fungi, Ascomycota, Eurotiomycetes, Eurotiales, Trichocomaceae.